AUGGAGAAGAAUAUUCCCUUAUCGUCUUCUAACAAGAUGACAGUCAGAUGGUCUGCGUUUGAAGAAGAGGAAGAAGAAGAAGAAGAAGAGGAAGAUGCCACCCCGCUUGUUAGCAGAAAGAGAUCCCGAUCUUCUGCCUCUUCUGAAGUUCAACCCAGCCCUGUUCAAGGGUCUGAAUUGCGUUCCAAGUUUCGCCAUGAGAGCUCCGAAGUUCCUCGAGAUUCUCGUGCUUCGAAAAGGGUUAAGAAGAUGGCUCAUCGACAACGUCAACUCUCCUCGUUGCCUGAAGAAGAGUUUACUCAGGAUAUUCCGAUUGAUCGAGGGGCUGAGCCAGAAGAGGAAGGGGAAAUCGUGCCCGAGCCUUCUUCUCCGGGUUUAAUGGAUGUUGAUGAGUCCAGCUUCACUCAACAGGUGCAAAAAGCGAUGAGUGAAGAACCCCUCAAUGUGGACACUGCCCCUCCUCCGGCCACUACAUCGACCUCACCAACUGCCGACACAGUUAAACUAAAGGAGGUGAGUGCGGAUAGUAGCGCUACUGACCCCGCAAUUGUUAUUGAAGUUAAACUAAAGGAGGUGAGUGCGGGUAGUAGCGCUGCUAAUCCCGCAACUAUUGUUGAAGACAUCCCUGUCAACGAACCGAAAGACAUAGAACUUACCCAUGAUAUGGGUAUCGGGGAUUUCGAUGAGCGAGACUUUGAUCUUGACAUUUCUGAAGAUGUACACCAGGAAAUCUCCGAUAUACUAUCAACUCCGGUUCCAUCUGCUACUGCAGGACCAACUAUUCGAGUUGAUUCAGCUGAAGUAGGUGCAUCAAAAGGUAUACCCUUUUAG
Messenger RNA from Asparagus officinalis (garden asparagus), 831 nucleotides. RefSeq names its product AP-3 complex subunit beta-1-like. The transcript is spliced from 5 exons. NCBI's taxonomy places the organism in Eukaryota, Viridiplantae, Streptophyta, Magnoliopsida, Asparagales, Asparagaceae. Bases 1 to 831 code for a protein of 276 amino acids. The record is from RefSeq and is a predicted model, not a curated record.